CCACUCACUACAAUACAACCAGCAAGCAUGGCUUAGUUCUCACUAUUCACUCGCAAACAAUAAUUUCUUUUCCGCAAUAUUAUUUUCUCGGUACCAAAGAAGUCGCUAGAAGAAUUAAAGAAAAACGAAAAAUAAAACAGCUAACAACCCAAGAGAGGGAAACGAAAACUCAACCGAACCCCGCGACGAGAGAUAUGCGAUUACGGUGGCGGCGGCGGUGGUCAGGGUUGUUGAGUCCCCGAUCGACGGCCAAUGCAGCGGUUCGUUGCGGCGGCGGACGGCGUCGUUGAUGGACCUGCAGAUGACUUGGCAGCCGAGUCUCCUGAGUCAGAAACGCAAAACCGGUCCUCCUAUAGGGCUCCGUAACCUGGGCAACUCGUGCUACCUCAACAGCGUCCUCCAGUGCCUCACAUACACUCCUCCUCUCGCCAAUUUCUGUCUCACUCUCCAACACUCUUCUCUCUGUGAUUUCUCUGCGUCUACGUGUCCGUUCUGCAUACUGGAGAAGCAGAUUGCGCGUUCACUAAAAUUGGAUCUCUCGCACGACGCGCCUUCCAAGAUCCAGAGCUGUAUACGGAUCUUUGCUGAGCACUUCCGCUGUGGCCGCCAGGAAGACGCGCACGAGUUCCUCCGGUACGUAAUCGACGCCUGCCACAAUACCUGCCUCCGCCUCAAGAAGCUCCACCGCAAAGGCGGAGACGCUAAUGGAGGCGGCGGAGACGGUGGCGGGAGUACGGUGGUAAAGCAGAUUUUCGGUGGCGCCUUGCAGAGUCAGGUGAAGUGUCUGUGCUGUGGAUAUGAGUCGAAUAAGGUUGAUGAGAUAAUGGAUAUCAGUCUUGAUGUUUUCCAUAGUAACUCGCUUCAAGACUGCAUGCAAAAGUUCUUUCAGCCUGAGGUUUUAGAUGGCAACAACAAGUACAAGUGUGAUAGGUAAGUUACCGAGUGGGAACAAGUGCGUGAGUAUUA
This is a messenger RNA of Vigna umbellata (rice bean), 966 nucleotides long. The record is from RefSeq and is a predicted model, not a curated record. NCBI's taxonomy places the organism in Eukaryota, Viridiplantae, Streptophyta, Magnoliopsida, Fabales, Fabaceae.